Molecule: messenger RNA, 1922 nt
Organism: Mytilus trossulus (common blue mussel)
Lineage: Eukaryota; Metazoa; Mollusca; Bivalvia; Mytilida; Mytilidae
Exons: 3
Coding region: 195-1922 (575 amino acids)
Molecular function (GO): zinc ion binding
Source: RefSeq, a predicted model, not a curated record
CCUGAUACCUGGCUUUGUAAAUGAAAAUCCAGUGGAUCAAUAGUUACUCAAAGUUAAAAUGGCUGUUUUUCAUGUGUCUGUGCCUGCUCUAUUUUAAUAGGUUGGUGUUGAAUUGUGUAUUAUUAUUCGAAUUAUCUAGUAUCAACAACUUUCACCUGCAAUGAAGAGAAUUAUGCAAUAACUUGGCAAAGACAAUGGCUACGUGUACAUCAGUGUGCGCUGUUUGCGAUAUUCGACACCAAACUUCGACGUCCACUCACUGGUGUGUGGAGUGUGAGGAACCAUUAUGUUCUGACUGUAAAGACCAUCAUAAUGUUUUUAAGGCAACAAGAAAUCACAAAAUUAUUUCUAUCUCAGAUCACCAAUUAUUACCAUCCGCUGUAACCAACAUCAAGCAGAAUUGCGUUUAUCACAAUAAGAAGUAUCAACUUUACUGUAUGUAUCACGAAAGUCCAAUAUGUAACAAGUGCGUAAAGGAUCAUGGAAAAUGCGGAGAAGUUCUUUCACUUGAGGAGGUUAUAAGGGAAAUUAAGACGUCAGAGUCAUUCUUUGACCUAGAGAACGGCCUUGAUGACCUGUAUGACAAUACCAAUCAAAUUAGUACAGACAGAAAGUCCAAUUUAGAAAGUAUAACAGAUCAGAAGGAGAAGAUAACUGCUCAAGUUUGUCGCUUAAAACAACAGGUCAUCCAGCAUGUCAAUAAAUUGGAAGAGGAGUUCCUAAAAGAACUUGACCAAAUUGAAUUAAAAUACUGCAACCCGAUACGCUCAAGUGUGGCUUCACUUCAAGACAGGGCAAAGGAAAUAAACCAUUUGAAGUCAGAAAUCAAAAACACAAAGAAAUACGCAUCAAACUUGCAAACAUUCUUGAAUAUGAAAAAAAUUCAGACCAAGACAACUGAAUACGAAAAGGAUCUUCAGUUUUCUAAUGACAAUGAGUGCAACGAGACAAUCAAAAUAAGAAGUACAAUAGAUACUACGAUACAGGAUAUUCUGAAUGUAGAUAGAUUUGGUUCUAUUAACGUCAAGAAAGGCCCAUCACCCAACAUGGACAUACAAAGAAGGAAAGACCGACAAGCUCAAGUAAUGGUUCCUCAACCAAUCAAAUUGAUAAACGAAAUAAAACUUGAAUUCAAACAAAAAAUUGACACAGUUUGUGCAUGUUGUGAUACCUUUGAUAACUAUUUCGGAUGCUGCGUUACAACAAAAGAUGAAUUUCUGUUAACAAAUUGUCGUUAUAGUGUAAAAAAUAUUAUUACUGUUAAUACCGAAGGUAGAGUUAAAUAUACAAUCCCACUUAAAAACUGUAACGAGGCGUUUGAUGUAGCGUGCAUUAAUGACUCCACACUAGCUUUAUCAUCUUUUUCAUUUAAAAGUCAAGGUGGUAUCAGUAUAGUUGAUUUGACUGAAAGAAAAGUGGUAAAGUUCAUCGAUUUACCUGAGAGUACCUAUGGAAUCACUUAUGACGGUAAAUCGUUGAUAUGCUGUGUAAGAGGUAAAGACAUGCAUGUGAUAUCUUGUACAGACUACAGUAUCACUACAAUCCCUAACACUGUCUCAUCUGAGAUGUCAUAUGUUUCAUCGCAUGCCGACAAGAUCUUCUUUACCAAUCCGGAUGAUCACACAGUAAAGUGCUGUUUGUACAGUGGAGUUCUAGUUUGGGAGUUCAAAGAUGAGAGCAUUUUAGAUUGUCCGCAAGGAAUUACCGCGGAUAACAACGGGAACGUUUUUGUUGCUGGUGAAAAAUCGUCAAUGGUGCUAGUCUUAUCUCCCGAUGGAAAACAGUGCAUAGAGAUUUUGGACGAGGAAGAUGACAUCUUUCAACCGACAGCCAUUUGCUUUGCCAAACAGAGGAAUCAACUUCUUUUGAUAAAUAGGCAGCGGCAAGCGUGCAAAUGUAUAUCAGCUAGAUAUGUAACGUAA